Messenger RNA from Rhea pennata, 3332 nucleotides. RefSeq names its product caspase 2 (gene CASP2). The coding region runs from base 213 to 1595 and encodes 460 amino acids. The transcript is spliced from 10 exons. The record is from RefSeq and is a predicted model, not a curated record. Lineage: Eukaryota; Metazoa; Chordata; Aves; Rheiformes; Rheidae. Gene Ontology annotation, biological process: regulation of apoptotic process; proteolysis.
GCAGCCGUUUGUGCCCGCCGGUACCUGGCGGCGCGGCGCGGCGCCGAGGUGACUUGCCACGGCCUGCGGCGAGAGGUGGGCGCAGGGCUUGUGCGGCCUCGGCAGCUGGCGAGGGGAGGUGCGCCGUUCCCUGCGGCAGCGGCGGCGAUCCCCGUGGUGCGGCCGGCCGAGGCCUCUUCCGCCCAUUGUCGGGCGCCUCCGGUCCUUCGGCGAUGGCGGCUGCCCGCGGAGACAGGCUUUUCGCUUCUGAGCAGAAAGUUGGGCCGGAUGGGGUGGCUCUUGCGGUGCAGUUUCGUUUUGGUCUUCCCUCCUUUACCAGGAUGCUGGGAGCGUGCGGCAUGCAGAGAUGUCACCAGGAAGCGUUAAAGAAGAACCGGGUGAUGCUGGCCAAGCAGCUAGUUUUAAAAGAAUUAAUGGAGCAUAUGAUAGAGAAGGACAUCAUCACCACCGAGAUGAUGGAAAUGAUACAGGCCAAGUCUGGGAGCUUCAGCCAAAAUGUGGAAUUCCUCAAUUUGCUGCCCAAGAGAGGCCCUAAUGCCUUCUCAGCCUUCUGUGAAGCUCUAAGAGAAACCAAACAGCAGCAUCUGGAGGAAAUGAUCUUGAAGACAGAAUUUGACCUGCGCAAUGGGGAUUCAAGGCUGGAACACUGUUAUGGAUCAUAUCUUACAUUCCCUGUCUAUGAAUCAUGUAAUUCAAAGAGACCACGCUGGACUGUGGAACGUUCCUGGGAUAAUGGAGAUGGUCCCCCAAUUCCUCCAGUGAAGCACUGCACUCCAGAAUUCUAUCGAGAUCACCAGCACUUGGCAUAUAAACUGAUAUCAGAGCCACGAGGCUUAGCACUUAUUCUUAGCAAUAUGCAUUUCAGUGGCGAGAAGGACUUGGAGUACCGCUCAGGGGGAGAUGUGGACUGUACUGCACUGGAGAUGCUUUUUAAGCAUCUUGGGUACCAAGUCACUGUCUUUCAUGAUCAAACUGCACAGGAGAUGCAGGAUGCAUUGCAGAGAUUCUCUAAGCUACCAGAUCAUCAGGAUGUGGAUUCCUGCAUUAUAGCCUUACUUUCCCAUGGUGUGGAGGGUGGGGUUUAUGGCAUUGAUGGGAAACUACUACAGUUGCAGGAGGCCUUCCGGCUCUUUGAUAAUGCAAACUGUCCAAAUCUCCAGAAUAAGCCCAAAAUGUUCUUUAUUCAGGCCUGCCGGGGAGAUGAGACAGACCGGGGAGUGGAUCAAAGAGAUGGGAAAGAACGGUCAGAUUCCCCAGGCUGUGAGGAAAGUGAUGCAAACAAGGAAGAAAACCUCAAGCUGCGUCUGCCUACACGCUCUGAUAUGAUCUGUGGAUAUGCUUGUCUGAAAGGCACUGCUGCCAUGCGAAACACCAAGCGUGGAUCCUGGUAUAUCGAGGCUCUCACCUCUGUAUUUGCAGAGGACUCCCAAGACACUCAUGUAGCUGACAUGUUGGUGAAGGUGAAUAGACAGAUCAAACAGAGAGAAGGUUAUGCCCCAGGAACAGAAUUCCAUCGCUGUAAGGAAAUGUCAGAAUACUGUAGCACACUCUGUCGAGACCUUUACCUGUUUCCUGGCUAUCUGGCACAAAAUUAAUCCUGCCAAUUCUAUUGGAAGAGUUAUACUGCCAAAGCUGAACUCUCAGUAUGGAUAUGUUUCUCUUCUUAUGGGCUUUGAUGUCAGAUACCCAAGCAAGGAAUACUUGUUUAUGUUUGGCCAGGCCAGUUAUUGAAGUCUUUUUCUAAAAUAAUAUGGCAACUGUUGGUAAUUGAUUCAAUUCAGGGUUUAUAGUUCUGAUGUCCUGACCUAUUCCAAAAGUAUAGGUGUUGAUGAACAUAUCAGAACUGGAACUGGGAAGAAGUGGCAACAUUCUUCGGAAGGAGAUGUAAGAGCAUUUGUAAGCAAUAUGAAUAAUCAGUUUCCUUUUUUGCAUUCAUACAGAUUUUUGGAAAAGUCUUUCUGAAAUGAAAAUUAUUCAUGAUUUGUUAUUUAUGCUUUUAUGUCAACAUUUUAAAGGAAUUUUUGCCUGGUUCUUCAUGCAGCACAAUCAGAUCCUGUGCACAUUAGAAAAGGACUCCCUUGUGAAAGAGAAUUCUCCUUUCUGAAGCAUUAUUGUUUCAGUACUUGACACUUCACAAUUCAUCACUUAAUGUCUAAUUUUGCACAUACUCUUUCUAUAACCAAGUUAUUGUGAUUCUCCACAAGACAUCCCAGGCUAGCAGGAAAAUAAAUGAAGAUACAGGACUCCCAGUGUGCAGGAGUGGGUCUCCGUAAACUGCCCCAGAAGUAGUUUUGAAUCUAGAAAUUCUAGAUUAGCUCGCCUUAGUCCCAAAUGUGAGCAACUGUGUAGAGUAUCACGUUGAUAAAUUAGUUUGCCUUUGUAGCUAAAUGUCACAGUAAAUACAACAUUCGGAUGCUUCAUCAACUUCUCAGCAGUCUAUAAAUUGCACUAUAUGACUGAAACCCCACAAGACAGAAGAAUCUCAUCUUUUGUUUGUUUAAUCAACAAAAUUAUUCAAGGCAGCUCUUUACAUUCUAAGCAUAUUGCUUGGAUUAUUCAUCAAUACAGUUUGUUUCCCUUUCAUUUAAAAAGGGAAGAGUUUCACAUUAUAAUUACUCUUAUUCUGUGAAUUUUCUUCUUUCAGUCAUGAUCAUUUAAAGCUGUUUGUUUAGCUAAUAUUGUUUGCAAAGUGUCACUAUAACUGGUCAAUCAGAAAUGCAGUAGCAUAUUCCAUCACUUCUUUUGGAAUUUUCCUAUGCGUUCUCUUCAUAUUGUAAUUUACCCCGUUUCCUGUUUCAAUUGCUGCCAUGUAAUGUGAUAAGGGAGAUGGGCACUGUUCUGUGUAGCCUAAAUCCUAAUGUACUGGAUUACAUACUGACUAUGAUCUGUAUACUUGAGUCUCUGUCUCUAUUCUGUCACAGUAGGUUGACAGUUCCUGCCUUGUUCUUUUUAUGUCAGUGUGGCUUUUUUGAAUAUAUGUUUCAAGAUAGAAUUAUGAAUAGGAAUCACAAUGGGAUGCAGGUUAUCUUGCACACAUGUGAUAAGCAGAUCUAGGAUCAUACUUGCCAAUAGAUGCCUUACUCUAAUGUUAAGAUACAAAUUUAGGGGUGUUGUUUCUCCCUGGAAUAUAAACAUUUUCUGUCUGAGUGCUUCUCCUUUGAAAUGGUGCGAUACUGUACAGAUAUGUGUAUUGAUAAAGUACUCCACUCUGAUGGAUUACCUUUCUGUAGGAUUGCAUCAAGUUGCAUUAUCACUGCCACUUUUUUAUAUAUUUUUGUAUACCUAUAUUUUACUGCCUUGAGGUGUCAAAAUAAAGAACUUUGAUUAAUCUA